AUGGGUAUCGGCAGGGAUGAUCGAGUUGCGAUCUUCCCAGGGGACGAUGAACGAUUUGCCGAGUUGGUUAUUGCUGUGACUCGGAUUGGCGCUGUUCUGGUGGUGCUAAAUAAGACUUUCACAUUCGUGGAGUGUGAUCGGGCCAUCCGACAUACAGAAGCUUCUUUGCUCUUCAUAGGUGACAUGGUGAACUUCAAAUCAACUAGGCCUCUCAUCCAGCAUAUCCAGGCCCACCCAGUUCCUGGCCUGAAGCAGACCGUCUUGAUCCGAACCAAUUAUGUUGAUACUAUUGAGCUAGUCACCUGGGAUGAUAUUCUACGUUUAGGGAACUCGGUGUCACUGCAAGACUUACACCAAGCGCAGCACUCGGUGCAUUGCCAUGAUAUAGCCUAUGUCCAGUUCACUAGCGGAACAGCCGGGGUCCCAAAAGCUGCUAUGCUUAGCCAUUAUGGUGGACGCUUUGAUACGUUAUGGAUGUACCGUGCUGCAUGGCGUUCCAACUAUGUUCGUGGCUAUAUUACAGCAGCCACGGACCCAGAUAGAGAGAAACUGGAAACUGGAUCCCGGGGCGAGCUUUGCAUAUCAGGGUAUCUGCUACAGAAGGGAUACUACAAGAACGAGGAAAAGACAGCCGAAGCUCUGUGUCGCAUCACGGGAAGGAUCAAAGACAUCAUUAUCCGAGGAGGGGAAAAUAUCUAUCCAACGGAAAUCGAAGAAAGGCUUAUGGAGCCACCUGACAUUGAGCAGGCUGCCAUUGUCGGACUUGAGGAUGAUAAAUACGGCGAGAUUGUGGCUGCAUUUUCUUCAAUCACCCCCACAGCGUAA
Messenger RNA from Aspergillus nomiae NRRL 13137, 825 nucleotides. RefSeq lists its product as uncharacterized. The transcript has 6 exons. Lineage: Eukaryota; Fungi; Ascomycota; Eurotiomycetes; Eurotiales; Aspergillaceae. The coding region runs from base 1 to 825 and encodes 274 amino acids. Gene Ontology annotation, biological process: fatty acid metabolic process. The record is from RefSeq and is a predicted model, not a curated record. Gene Ontology annotation, molecular function: medium-chain fatty acid-CoA ligase activity.